Darwinula stevensoni is the source of this 561-nucleotide messenger RNA. The record is from the annotation of a GenBank genome assembly. NCBI's taxonomy places the organism in Eukaryota, Metazoa, Arthropoda, Ostracoda, Podocopida, Darwinulidae.
AUGUAUUCAUGGGAACGAUUCACGCACAUCACCGUGGACUCAUUCGUGAUUGCACUCGGACAGCAAGAACCAGGCCGAGACGGGGUGGAGAUCAUCAACGGGGUGACGCACGUCCGCCCCGGCGGGGGAUUCGUGCCGGACUUCCUCCUCUUCCGCAAGGUCGACGUAAACGGGAGCGGGAGAAUCCCCCUCUACUCAUAUCUCACCAGCGUGUGCCCGUCGGCGGUGAGCGGAUACCGCGAGAAGGAGCGCCUCUUCUACGACACCCUCGACAGCAACGACAUCCGCUGGAACUUCGAGAAGUUCCUCGUCGACCGCGACGGGAAGCCCUACAAGCGGAUCUACCCGGACCAGCUGCCGGAGACGCUGCAGGGCGACGUCGCCGCGCUGGUGCAGAAGCGCGCCCAAGCCGAGACCGCUUACCCCGACUACGGCGACUACGCUUUCGGGACGCCGUCGCUGCUCUCCGUCUGAAGCGGCUUGCUUCGGGCUUCGUCAGAACCGACUUCUUUAAAAAUCUGAGCAAAAAAAAAAAAAAAUUCGGAAUUGAGCAUGCUUUAA